Prorocentrum cordatum is the source of this 420-nucleotide messenger RNA. Lineage: Eukaryota; Dinophyceae; Prorocentrales; Prorocentraceae. The record is from the annotation of a GenBank genome assembly.
AUGGAGAGGGUCGCCGUUUUCUCGUUCGCCAGGCACUCGCCCGUGUUCUACCAGGGUGUGCACGCGACGGAGGCGAUGGACUCGGUGCCUCCGCCGGCGCUUCUGGACUGGCUGGGCACCUGCCGCAAGACCAUGGUGCACGAGACCUCGCGCCGCCCGCACGUGUUCGGCAUCCUGCACUGCGCGUACUGGCACUGCCUCAUGAACGGCAGCAACGGCCCCGGCGACUCCGCGGGCGCCCCGUUCCUGUGCCCGGUGUGCCUGCGCAAGGUGCUGCACGGCCUCGCCGGGGUGAGCGGGCCCCCGAGCCUGGGGGCGCUGUGCGAGAGGUACGCCCGGAUGGAGGAGGCGCUCAGGGCACUCGCCGAGGAUAUGGGAUGGACCCCGCGGGGGGCUCCCGCGCGCUGGGGCGAGACAUAG